This is a messenger RNA of Vigna unguiculata (cowpea), 2801 nucleotides long. RefSeq names its product protein SPA1-RELATED 3-like. Gene Ontology annotation, molecular function: protein binding; ATP binding; protein kinase activity. Lineage: Eukaryota; Viridiplantae; Streptophyta; Magnoliopsida; Fabales; Fabaceae. Gene Ontology annotation, biological process: photomorphogenesis; protein phosphorylation. The record is from RefSeq and is a predicted model, not a curated record.
CGCUGAACCUUUGGAACCAAUGAGAAAACUGUGAUGCUUAUAAUUGAGAAAUCCGACAGAAUUUUCAAGAAAAAAUGAAAUUGUGAAUGCAUGGUGUGGCAGGCACCAGGCUGAGAAAUUAACCUUGAAAUUGGCCUAUAUUCUAGAGUAUCUAUGUGGCACUCUUGGAACCACUGAAAAAAAAAAUGCAUUUGAGUCAUGAUGUUGAUGGUGGUGAAGUUGGUGCAAGUGUGUGAAACAUCUUGGGCAAACUACAGUGUACACCUUGGACCUGUUCCGUGGCCUUCAUGCAACUCUUUGUUAAUAAUAAUGAAUGAAAAUGAAGGAUUCUUCUGGGUAUAAGUUUUCAGGUUUAAUUAGGUGACCCCAAAAAGCCCCUUCUCAGGUGAGGCACUAUCACAGGAUUAACUUCAAACACCUGAUAGACAAGGUUGUGUUUGUUUGCUGAAAGAGAUCAACAUAAAAAUUUCUGGUGUAUUGAUGACUCUUUUGUUUGUGCUAUAGAAUGGGUGAUGUUAGUUUGAGGCAAUGGUUAGAUAAUCCUCAACGAUCAGUGGAUUUCUGUGAAUGCUUCAACAUUUUUAGGCAAAUAGUUGAAAUUGUUCAUGUGGCUCAUUCUCAAGGAAAUGCUGUUCAUAAUGUGAGGCCCUCUUGCUUUGUGAUCAUGUCAUCAUCUUUCAGGCAUGCCUCUUCUAUGGAUCCAGCAACUUCUUCAGAUGCUGAGAUUAAAACUCCAACACUUACUCCUAGCUGUGAUAUGCAUCAGCAGAGAUGUUUAGGAAGUGAUGAUUUUGUGUCUGCAAGUACUUCAGCUUCUCUGUCAAGUGUGGUGUUUGUGCCACCUACAUCAUCAAUGGAAGACAUAGAAGGAAAGGGUGAAAAAGUUGCAGGAAAGAAGGAAUUGUUUGCAGUUAAACAAGAACUGGUGAUGGAGUUGAGUUGGUAUACUAGUCCCGAAGAGGUUGCUGGUGCUGUAAGUUCAUGUGCUUCAGACAUUUUUCAGCUAGGAGUUCUACUUUUUGAGCUAUUUUGUCCACACAGUUCAACUGAAGAAAAGAGCAGAACCAUGUCUAGCCUUAGACAGAGAGUUCUUCCUCCACAGUUACUUCUAAAGUGGCCUAAAGAAGCUUCAUUUUGCUUAUGGUUACUACAUCCUGAACCUAGUAGUCGUCCAACAAUAGGGGAUUUGUUGCAGAGUGAAUUUCUUAACGAACCAAGACAUGACAAAGAAGAGUUAACACUCAGAGAAAGGAUAUAUGACCAGGAUUUGUUGCUAGAGUUCCUUCUGUUAAUUCAGCAGAAAAGAGUGGAAGCUGCUGAGAACUUGCAACAUUCUAUUUCAUUUCUGUGUUCAGAUAUUGCACAAGUGACCAAGCAGAAAACUGAAUUCAUGGAGAUAUCUGGCACUGCAUUAGCGAGUGAUGAUUGUUCAACAUCAAGUUUCCCAUUCACUGCAGUUCUUGAUAAUGAUGAGGAUUCUACCAGUUCAAGGAACAGAAAACGAGUCAGAACUGACAUGAGUGUUGAUGACACUGCAGAAUGUGAUGAUCAGAAAAACGAUGAAAGUGUUCUUUCUAAAAGUCCACAGUUUUUGAAGAACUUCAAGAAACUAGAUUCUGCAUACUUUUUGACACGAUCAAAAUCAGCAUAUUCCACAGGGAAACAUGUGGUUGAACACACACCUAUGAGGGAAGGAAAAAGUCCUUGGACAAAUCCUUUCCUUGAGGGUUUGUGCAAGUACCUAUCUUUCAGUAGGUUAAAGGUUAAGGCUGACCUGAAACAAGGGGAUCUUUUGCAUUCUUCCAACCUGGUAUGCUCUCUCAGUUUUGAUCGCGAUGCAGAGUUUUUUGCCACUGCAGGAGUGAAUAAGAAGAUUAAAGUGUUUGAAUAUGACACAACAGUAAAUGAGGAUCUUGAUAUCCACUACCCAGUAGUGGAGAUGGUUAGCAGAUCAACAUUGAGUAGCACUUGCUGGAAUACUUACAUCAAAAGUCAAAUUGCUUCAAGUAACUUUGAAGGUGUUGUACAGCUCUGGGAUGUGGCAACAAGUCAAGUGCAGUCUGAGAUGAGGGAGCAUAAUCAAAGAGCAUGGUCUAUUGAUUUCUCUUCGGCAGAUCCCACAUUACUAGCAAGCGCAAGUGAUGACGGCUCUGUUAAGUUGUGGACUAUCAAUCAGGGUGUUAGUGUUGGUACGAUCAGAACAAAGGCAAAUGUGUGUUGUGUUCAGUUUGGCAUUGAUUUUGCUCAUUUCCUUGCAUUUGGUUCAGCAGAUCAUCAGAUAUAUUACUAUGAUCUUCGCAACAUGAAAGGGCCUCUUUGUACAUUAGUUGGACAUAAUAAGACAGUGAGCUACAUCAAGUUUGUAGACACCAUGAGCCUAGUCUCUGCAUCCACAGAUAACACUUUGAAGCUUUGGGAUUUGUCCGAUUCUUCCUCGCGGGUUAUAGAUUCACCGCUUCAAUCAUUCACUGGUCACAUGAAUAUUAAGAACUUCGUGGGGUUGUCUGUAUCAGACGGUUACAUUGCUACUGGUUCGGAGACAAACGAGGUGUUCAUUUAUCACAAGGCUUUCCCCAUGCCAGCAUUCUCCUUCAAAUUUUACAGCAGUGACCCUUUGUCUUUGGAUGAAGCGAAUGAUUCUUCUAAUUUCAUCACUUCGGUUUGUUGGCGUGGUCAGUCGACAACCUUAAUUGCUGCAAACUCCACAGGGAAUGUCAAAAUUCUACAGAUGGCUUAAGUUGGCAUUUUUUUGAAAAAAUAAUGAUAUUUUAAUCCAUUUUUUUUAACUCACUUUUAACCUA